This is a messenger RNA of Thalassophryne amazonica, 4108 nucleotides long. Its product is annotated as axin-2-like. Gene Ontology annotation, biological process: negative regulation of canonical Wnt signaling pathway. The transcript has 11 exons. The coding region runs from base 274 to 2784 and encodes 836 amino acids. NCBI's taxonomy places the organism in Eukaryota, Metazoa, Chordata, Actinopteri, Batrachoidiformes, Batrachoididae. The record is from RefSeq and is a predicted model, not a curated record.
AAAAGCUGCGCUUUGCUCCCUUCGAAUGUAUUUUUCCUUUCCGAGCUGAAAGGACCGUGCGUGGACUCCGCUUCUGUGGAUUAUUUGAGUUCCUUUUCGGAUAAAACGACAAGUGGAAUAUCGAGUAAAUCGAGGAGCGAACUCCGGGUCGAUGAGAGGAGACGCGCAGCCGGAGAGAAGCUCCCCGCUGACAUAAGAGAGUGAGGAGAUUACAGGAGGAGCGCAGAGGAGACUAACCACGCACGGGCUCCUUUAUCCUGCUGCUCCGGAGCCAUGAGUCGCGUGCUGACGGAUCAUAUCGUUAGUAGUUUCCGAGAGGAUGCUCCUCGCCCCCCGGUGCCGGGAGAGGAGGGCGAGGCGCCCUGCUGCCGCGGCAAACCCUCCGCGAUGAAAGCCCCGGAAUCCCCCGCAUCUGUCCCGCCCGGCUCCUCCGCGAGGAGGAACGAGGAUGGUCUCGGGGAGCCGGAGGGGAGCGCCUCCCCGGAUUCUCCUCUGUCCCGGUGGACCAAGUCUUUGCACUCUCUGCUCGGGGACCAGGACGGCGCACUGCUUUUCAGGACAUUCCUGGAGCGGGAGAAGUGCGCGGACACUUUGGACUUCUGGUUCGCCUGUAACGGUUUCAGGCAGAUGGACCUCAAGGAUCCCAAAACGCAGAGAGUCGCCAAAGCAAUUUACAAGCGCUUCAUCGAAAACCACAGCAUCGUGGCCAAACAGCUCAAACCUGCGACCAAAACCUUCAUCCGGGAUAAUAUCAAAAAACACAUCGAUUCUGCCAUGUUCGACCAGGCUCAGACAGAGAUCCAGAGCAACAUGGAGGAGAGCGCCUACCAGAUGUUUCUGACCUCUGACAUUUACCUCGAGUACGUGCGCACGGGGGGAGAAAACACGAACCACGUCAGCUCAAACGGGCUGGGCGACCUGAAGGUGGUGUGUGGAUACCUGCCCACGCUCAAUGAAGAGGAGGAGUGGAGCUGUGACUUCAAAGCCAAAGCCCUGGUUGGUUUCUCCUCUAAGAAACACAGGAGCCCCGUGUCUAUGAGGGUGGUGGAGAUAAUGGAGAGAGGAUACAGGUCGUACAAGAGAGCAGACGCCUUUAGCUCCUGCCAUGCGGGCUCCUUCGCUCCUGUCAGCAGCACCAAUGACAGCGAGGUGUCCAGUGACGCCUUGACAGACGACUCCAUGUCUAUGACUGACAGCAGCGUAGAUGCCAUCCCUCCAUACAAACUGGGCUCCAAGAAACAGCUGCAGAGGGAGAUGCAGCGCAACAUAAGAAUGAACAGCCAGGUCUCUCUGCCUGCUUUCCCUCGCACCCGUCGUCCUCCCAAAGAGAUGGCACCAAUGGAGCCAGCAGAGUUUGCAGCCCAGCUUAUUUCUCGUUUGGAAAGCCUGAAGAGAGAGCAGGACACCAUCAGCUCACUGGAGGAGAGGUUACAGCAGAUCCAGGAGGAGGAGGAGAGAGAUGAUGCAGAGAUGAUGGGAAGUGCCCCCCAGCUUUCACCCCACCCUUUGACCUUCCUCCCUGGCUCCUCUGAUGAGGAUCCUCAAGCUAUUUUGGAUGAGCACCUCUCUCGGGUCCUCAAGACUCCCGGCUGCCAGUCUCCUGCUGUUUUCCGCCAGUCACCUCGCUCCCGUUCCCCAGAGCAAAGGCCAUUUGCCCAGACCAGCUUUGGAAUCAAGGCCUUGGUGAGGACAGGGCCCUCCAGUUCAUCAGCUUCCGGUCCCGAUCAAGCAAGCUUCAUGCUGGCUUUGGGCCCCAGCAGGGCCAUGGUUAGCCGUCACAGCACAAAGCAUAUCCAUCACCACUACAUCCACCAUCAUGCCAGUCCCAAGACUAAGGAGCAGAUUGAAAGGGAGGCAGCACUCAGGGUGCAUGGCCUGUGCUCCAGCAGUGGUGACUGUCAGCCGUGUCCACCUAACCAGCGGAGCCGCAGUUUGGGGAGGGAGAUGUGUGGAGCCGCAUCAGCAGACCUCAGCAUGGGACGCUCCAGCUCUCUGUCCAGGCGUGUGUGCCGGUCCGGGGCUGAGGAUGGUGUAGCAGAGACGUGCAUAGAUGAUUGUGGGCCCCUGCAGCUGCCCAGCGACACCACCAACCCCUCACAGAAUGUCUGGCAGUGGAUUCUGGAAAGUGAACGACAGGGAAAACACAAGCCUCACAGUGCACAGACUACCAAGAAAUCCUUUGGCGCAUCAUCCACUCAGACGCACACGUGGGGCGGUGGUGGAAGUUGUGGCCACCUACGCAGCCAUCAGCCGGCCCAUCCCUUCGUCCAGGACCCUGCAAUGCCUCCACUGCCGCCUCCCAACACUCUGGGAACACUGGAAGAGGCCUGCCGCAGACUGGAGGAGGUCUCCACCAAAACCACAAAGCAAAGACAUUCUUUGUCCAAUCUUCACAGAGAGAAGAGCCACCUAGUGCCUGUCCAGGGUGGAGGUUCCGUCCCUCUGCCUCCAGUCAAUCCCAGCCCUGUUGGCCUCUUCACAGCCGGCCCCGCUCUCCAAUCAGAACAGAUGAAGGAGUGCAAGAAGGGGAAUAGCGGGGAGACGGUGGUCACAUAUUUCUUCUGUGGUGAGGAGAUCCCCUACCGAAGGACCAUGAAGAGCCACAGUCUCACGCUGGGUCACUUCAAGGAACAGCUCCGCAAGAAGGGCAGCUACAGGUACUACUUCAAGAAGGCCAGUGAUGAGUUCGAGUGUGGUGCCGUGUUUGAGGAGGUGUCAGAUGAUGGUUCCCUGCUGCCAACAUAUGAGGGCAAGAUCCUGGGCAAGGUGGAGAGGAUGGAGUGAAAUCCACAGCCACGCCUGCCUGGAUUUACUUGCUCAUACACAAAGCACAGCUGGUGUGUCCUUUAAGCUAAAGAUGGUCAGACUGGAGGUGUUGCUGGCAGGAUGUCGUCCAUGUGGACUAGACGAGAAACAGAUAACAGGACUCAGGUGAUCGGGCCGCCGUGAAGUGACGACAGCGAUGGACUCUGAAAUAUGUUUCCUGAAAACUCCAGAGACUCUUGAGAUGAAGACCACUCGUUAAAGAAGCUGGGUUCCGAUGUGAUUCCCCGCCCCUGCCAGCGCCUGUCAACAGGCGCCCGCUAGCAUCCUGCUAAUAUGUAUACGCAGAUAUACAUGUAGAUUGCUUUUUAUUGUGACGGUCGUAUUGUUGUGUAAAGAGUUCUAUUGCUAUUUAUUGGAAUGAUCCAUUUUCCGACCCCGUUAUUUUUCCAUGGACAAGCUGCUUGAAUAUGGAGGAACUACUCCAGUUUCCCACAUGGGAACAUUUUCAGUUCUUGAGCAAAUUGAUUAAUUUUGGGCCCGUCAUUUUGAACUGUAGACUUAAAAAAAUAAAAUAGAAAAAAAUACCUCUUUAAAAACUGCUCCCAUUCCCAGAGAUUUGGCGGGACAUCUUUGAAGCUUUGAGACCGGCUCUCUUGUCGGGAAGAUUUUGAUAAUAUAUUUACUACUGUAGUGUCCCCGUUCACUCUGAAGGGCCCCAAAUGCACCAUGAAAAGGAGAGAGAAACACUAUUAAUGUUUAAUUCCAGACUCUGGAAGUGAGCCCAGCUAGCCUUGAUCUGUCGCGUCUUAGUGCCUUUGUUUCAGCAGCGCAGGCGUCGCACAAAUAGCCUGUGUUUUUUGGUUUGGGUUUGGGUUUUGUUUUUUUACUGAGAAGAACCGGUCCUGAGCCAAUUCUCAAGUUCCCAAAAUGUGUUUACAUCAAUAUUCUUCCAACAGAAGCUCUAUAAUGUGCUCCCAAACCCGUGUGAGUAGGAUUACCUAACGCUGAUCAUGACGGUGAAGACUGACACUAUGUCCGUAGUGUUUUAACUGAGUACAGUAGCUGUGCCUACAUGGAUUCCGUGUUUUGCCCAGUUUCAGGGUCUUAUUACUCCCUUGGUUUUUACAAGGGGCCUUAUGUUAAAAAAAAGAUAUUUUUAUGCUUUUUAGUAUUCAUUUCCUCAUAUUUGUUUUAUAAUAUUUUUCAUGGCUUCUUCAGCUCCACUUGUAAACUGUAAAUUAUGCGUUCUAUAGAGUUCAGUUGAAAAGAUGCCUCGGUACUUUAAUUAUUGUAAUUAUAAAAGAGAUGUAGCCUUUAUUAAAAUGUUCUAUUUUUCAAAUUA